Messenger RNA from Clunio marinus, 1022 nucleotides. Lineage: Eukaryota; Metazoa; Arthropoda; Insecta; Diptera; Chironomidae. The record is from the annotation of a GenBank genome assembly.
AUGGUUAAUGUUAGACCUCUAAAUGAUGAACUUCAAAAGAAAGCAAUCAAAGAAUUGAAUGAAGAUCCUGAGAGAAUUCCAAAGGAUUUGGAAACGUUUAGAGAAUGGAUUAAGAAAUCUCCACAUAUUAAGUGUUUUGAUGACGAUCAAUUCUUGAUUAACUUCCUUAGAGGUUGCAAGUUUAGUAUGGAAAGAGUGAAACAAAAGUUUGAUUUGUACCAUACGUUGAAGACUCACAUCCCAGAGUUGACACGAAACAGAGAUCCUUUGGAUGAGAAAGUUUUAGGAGCGAUCAGACAAGCAGUUGGGAUUCCAUUACCCCAUACUGAUGGCCCUGAUGGUCCACGUUACUUCCUUGUCAGACCAGGAAAUUAUAAUCCAUCUGAAUACAGCAUCACUGACAUAAUCAAAGUAUCAACGAUGAUCAACGAUUUAAUGAUGCUUGAAGACGAUAAUUUCGUCAUCGCUGGUUCCAUUGGAAUCUUAGAUUUCACUGGAACUUCCAUGUCUCACUUUCUUCAAUUCAAUCCAACGUUCAUUAAGCAAAUGACGAUGAUACAACAAGAUGCUAACCCAAUUCGUCAGAAGGGUUCACAUUUCGUUAACAUGCCUUCAAUUGCUUUGACAGUCUUCAACAUUUUUCAAUCAUUCACAAACGAAAAAAAUAAAAAGCGAGUUUUUGUUCAUGGUCAUGAUAUGGAAUCUUUAUACAAAUCAAUUCCUCGAAAGCUUUUGCCGAAAGAAUAUGGCGGUGAAGCGGGAACAAUCGAAGAAAUUGCGAAAGAUGUAGAAAAACGUUUGAUCGCUCGCAGGGAUUUCUUCCUUGAAGAUGAGAAAUUUGGUGUCGACGAAAAAAAACGAGUUGGAAGACCAAAGAAUCCUGAAUCACUCUUCGGAAUUGAAGGAAGUUUCCGUCAAUUGGCAAUCGAUUAAUUUUUUUUUUUGAAUUUUUUAUUAUGAAGAGUAGACAUAAAAUAAAAGAAUUAUUUUUAUCGUUUUUCUUUCCGAUUGGACAAGAAUAA